Molecule: messenger RNA, 2001 nt
Organism: Paramisgurnus dabryanus
Lineage: Eukaryota; Metazoa; Chordata; Actinopteri; Cypriniformes; Cobitidae
Product: ATP-dependent DNA helicase RecQ-like
Biological process (GO): double-strand break repair via homologous recombination; telomere maintenance
Cellular component (GO): nucleus; cytoplasm; nucleoplasm
Molecular function (GO): four-way junction helicase activity; 3'-5' DNA helicase activity; ATP binding
Source: RefSeq, a predicted model, not a curated record
UCUAGACGCACCCUAGCGGCCGCAAAAUAUAUUUGCUGCCAGGGUUUAGUCUAGGCACUCACAAUACACUUAACAGCUCCAAAAACCAAAAUUUGGUCAGGCCAAUCACAUCGUGUGUAGCGUCUGUGGGGCGGGCUUAACAUGAUGACGACAGAGCUGCGACGGUUUCUACUUGAAAAUCAAGAAUGGCUGCUGAUGCUGGCGAACAGCUUUCUUUUGAAGCGGCUUUGGCCGCGACUCUGGAGGACUUAAACUUAUGUUUUUCUUUGAGAGAAGAGCAAAUAACCCUACUGAAGUCAUUUUUAACCAAGAAAGAUGUGUUUGGAGUUUUGCCGACUGGUUACGGUAAAAGUUUGAUAUACCAAUUAGCUCCACUGGUGGGGAAACGCAUGGGACUCAGCCACAAUCCGCUUGUGAUUGUUGUUUCACCAUUGAUAGCGCUUAUGGAAGACCAGUUAAAGGAGGCUACAAAAUUUGGACUUAAGGCCAAACAACUGUGCAAAGGCGACCAGGAGGACAUUCGAAGCGGCCAGUGCCAGGUGGUAUACGGGAGUCCUGAAUCCUGGAUUCUUCAGAAGCAAUGGCGAGAUAUGUUGUCCACCAAAGUCUUCCAAGACAACAUUUUGGGAAUUGUGGUGGAUGAAGCUCAUCUCACGUACAAAUGGGGAAAGAGUGCUAGAGGGCAUAAGGCCUUCAGAGAGAGUUUUGCCAGGCUAGGAGAACUGCGAUCCAUCGUAAAACAUGGUACACCUAUUAUGGCCUUGACUGCGACAGCGGACCUGGAUUCCCGAGCAAUUAUCAAAAGACAGUUGCAGUUGGAAAAUGCCACUCAAGUCACCAUAAGCCCAAACAGAACUAAUAUUAGACUUGGCCUGACUACAGUGUCUUCAGAUAGUAUGAACUGUUUGAACUGGGUUGUUAGGAAAUUGAAAGAAAACGGCCCAAGAAUGUCACCAUUAAUCAUUUACUGCCGUACACUGACGACUUGUGGAAAGGUGUUCUGUCACCUAAAAGAUGAACUUGGUAAUGACUGCUGGGUUGAUAGGGAUCCAGAACACAGGGUAGUAAACUUACUUAUCGGUAUGUUUCAUAGCCAAACACUUCCCCAUCACAAGAAGAGAGUACUUGCUUCAUUAGAAGGUGAUGGUGCAUGCAGAGUGGUUGUAGCCACGACAGCUCUCGGAAUGGGCUUAAACUUUCCAAACAUAUCCCAUGUCAUAAUGUAUGGCUCACCUGAGGAUGUGGAGGACAUUGUACAGGAGGUUGGCAGGGCUGGGCGAGAUGGAUCUCCAUCACAUGCCAUUAUUUACAAUGUUAAUCAGCAUACAAGAUUGGAUGAGGGUGUUAAAACACUGUUAAAAAAGGGCACCACUAGCUGCCUUAGGAAGGCGUUAUACUCGCACUUUGAGCACCACACUGAAAGUGUUGUACCAGGACAUUUGUGCUGCUCAUACUGCCACUCAGUUUGUUUGUGUAGCAAUGGAGGUUGUGACUCGGCAUUACCUGUUUACGAACUGUCUCAUGACGUUCAGGUAACAGUUAAAAGCAGGAAAGUUACAGAGGAUCACAAAAAUUUGAUUAAAGAUCUUUUGUACAGGUACAAGCUCAGCUUAGUCCAGCACACACAUCUGUACACUAACAGCACAAAUUGCACUGGUUUUAGUAAUGAGCUGAUUGACUGUGUUCUUGAGUGUAGCGCAGAAAUAUUUGACAUUACUUUCAUAAUGGACAACCUACCCGUGUUCAGCAAAAGGCAUGCACAAACAAUUCUCAAGGUAUUUUUUGACACGUUUGGAGAUUUUGAAUACACUGAUGUUGAUCUGCCUGCAGAGGAUAUUGUGGUUCCUGACCAAGAUUACACAGGUUACUUUGAUGAGGACUCUCAGCCAGACAACCUAUCAUUAUGUAGCAGCUUUGAAUCUGGGUUUACACAACUGAGGAGUUCAGAUUAAUGCAUAAAAGAAAUAUUGAAACAUUUGUAUAUAGUUCUACAUAUGACCA